AUGAUAGCGCGAAGUGCUCCGGAUGUUUCCGUCAGCAGGAAACCGCUUGGCACGGGUGUUCGCAUCACAAUCCCCACUCUAAACGCUACCAUCGACAAUCGUUACUGCAUCGAUAGCCGUAAAAGCUGCGAUAAGAAACGUGGACGUUUCAAUAUGUACAUCCCUCUCAUCAACAACUGUGGCUAUUUGGCUGACUUCCAGCACAAAUACUGCCCUCUUCAAGGUGAUAGUUUCAAGGCAGAGCGUCUACAGUAUCCAGUAGCCAAUCAGCUAGCACACGAUACUUUCGAGUUAUCAGUGGGCAGUUAUCUACAAUCAGCGUAUCGCUUUCGUGUUGGAUUCACAACGGAGUCAUGCUUUUCCAGUGAGGAACACCUUCAUGGAGGUUACGAGGAGUACAAUCUAAUUUUCUACCGUACUUGUGCGCCACCGACGGGAUCCACUAACGCACCGUCGGCUUGA
Messenger RNA from Cylicostephanus goldi, 462 nucleotides. The record is from the annotation of a GenBank genome assembly. Lineage: Eukaryota; Metazoa; Nematoda; Chromadorea; Rhabditida; Strongylidae.